Molecule: messenger RNA, 1468 nt
Organism: Sorghum bicolor (sorghum)
Lineage: Eukaryota; Viridiplantae; Streptophyta; Magnoliopsida; Poales; Poaceae
Product: aspartic proteinase Asp1
Exons: 8
Coding region: 67-1293 (408 amino acids)
Biological process (GO): proteolysis
Molecular function (GO): aspartic-type endopeptidase activity
Source: RefSeq, a predicted model, not a curated record
UCCCACCAAAGAGAGGACUGAAUUUCAGCAAGAGGGAAGGAAGUGUACUGCACCAUCAGCACUACCAUGGCUGGCAGCUGGAAGAUGGUUGCCGGGGUUCUGCUCCUACUUUCACUCCUUCCGUUGGCCUCGUCGUCCAUGGUGUUCAAGCUUGACGGCAGCGUCUAUCCUGUAGGCCACUUCUAUGUGACCAUGAACAUUGGGGAGCCCGCGGAGCCCUACUUCCUGGACAUCGACACCGGCAGCAGCUUCACCUGGCUCGAGUGCCACGCAAAGGAUGGUCCCUGCAAAACGUGCAACAAGGUGCCACACCCACUGUACCGACUGACACGGAAGAAGCUAGUUCCAUGCGCAGAUCCUCUCUGCGACGCACUGCACAAAGACCUGGGUACAACCAAAAAGUGCACAGAUGUACGGAAGAACCAAUGCGACUACAAAGUGAAGUACCAAGAUGGAUUGUCAUCUCUUGGUGUGCUCCUCCUUGACAAGUUCUCGUUGCCUACGGGCGGUGCGCGCAACAUCGCCUUUGGCUGUGGGUAUGAUCAGAUGAAGGGCUCCAAGAAGAAGGCCCCCGAGAAGGUGCCGGUCGACGGCAUCCUUGGGCUUGGAAGGGGCUCAGUAGACCUGGCCUCGCAGCUGAAGCACAGUGGAGCCGUCUCCAAGAAUGUGAUAGGCCAUUGCCUCAGCUCAAAGGGAGGGGGCUACCUCUUCAUUGGGGAAGAGAAUGUGCCCUCUUCACAUGUAACCUGGGUCCCCAUGGCUCCAACAACACCCGGGGAACCUAAUCACUACUCGCCGGGCCAAGCAACCCUGCAUUUGGAUAGUAAUCCGAUAGGCACAAAGCCGUUGAAGGCGAUCUUCGACAGUGGCAGCACUUACACCUACUUGCCUGAGAAUCUACAUGCUCAGCUCGUUUCUGCACUGAAGGCCUCUCUCAGCAAGUCGUCACUCAAACAGGUGUCUGAUCCUGCACUGCCUCUAUGCUGGAAAGGACCUAAACCUUUCAAAACUGUGCACGACACCCCGAAAGAAUUCAAGUCACUGGUCACUCUGAAAUUUGACCUUGGAGUCACCAUGAUUAUCCCUCCAGAAAACUACCUCAUUAUCACUGGGCAUGGGAAUGCAUGCUUUGGCAUUCUUGAUAUGCCAGGCUUGGAUCAGUACAUAAUUGGAGACAUCACAAUGCAGGAACAGCUUGUGAUAUAUGACAAUGAGAAAGGGAGGCUCGCAUGGAUGCCAUCACCAUGUGAUAAAAUACCAAAGUCCAAAGCUGCGAUCAUUUCGCGCAUCUGAAAUCCCGUAUAAAGUUGCCAGCUGCUGGGAUGAAAAAUUGAAGAAGGUGAAGAAGAGAACAAACAAAAUUAAGGAUUGUAAGAAAGGAACUCUAUAAACAAGAAACUUGUGUGUGUACCUCCUGAUCAGUGAUCAAUGCUCAUAAUUAUAAUAAAGAAUAUUUGAUGAUUAAGUA